AGUGCCCUUUUCUCCUCCUGUCAGGUGGAGAAUAUAGAAAACCCUCUGGGGUCGUACGGCAGAGUGGAAGCAGACAAUGGCGUCCACAUGCGGAUUGUAAUACAGGGUCAAGAAAACAGGUCAGCCCGAGCCACACACGUAGGAGAGAAAUCUUUCCGCUGCGAGUACGACGGCUGUGGGAAGCUCUACACCACCGCCCACCAUCUCAAGGUACAUGAACGAUCACACACUGGAGACAAACCGUACAUCUGUGACUAUCCUGGCUGCGGGAAGAAGUUUGCAACAGGAUAUGGACUGAAGAGUCACUCACGCACACACACGGGGGAGAAGCCGUACAGAUGUCAAGAGCUGAACUGCUGCAAGUCCUUCAAAACCUCCGGAGACCUUCAGAAACACACACGGACUCACACAGGAGAGAAGCCUUUCAAAUGUCCGAUGGACGGCUGCGGCCGGUCGUUUACAACGUCCAACAUCCGCAAAGUUCACAUCCGAACGCACACCGGGGAGCGGCCGUACUACUGCUCCGAGCCCACCUGCGGACGCUCGUUCGCCAGCGCCACCAACUACAAAAACCACGUGAGGAUACACACUGGUGAGUGUCUCUAACAACUUAAACACAAG
Molecule: messenger RNA, 621 nt
Organism: Notothenia coriiceps (black rockcod)
Lineage: Eukaryota; Metazoa; Chordata; Actinopteri; Perciformes; Nototheniidae
Product: zinc finger protein 143-like
Exons: 5
Coding region: 88-606 (172 amino acids)
Biological process (GO): regulation of transcription by RNA polymerase II
Molecular function (GO): DNA-binding transcription factor activity, RNA polymerase II-specific; RNA polymerase II cis-regulatory region sequence-specific DNA binding
Source: RefSeq, a predicted model, not a curated record